Messenger RNA from Heterotrigona itama, 572 nucleotides. NCBI's taxonomy places the organism in Eukaryota, Metazoa, Arthropoda, Insecta, Hymenoptera, Apidae. The record is from the annotation of a GenBank genome assembly.
AUGUUAAUAGAAGGAAAUUUAACGAAAAAGUAUGAUUCAUACCUGAUUAUUUCCUUCUUUCGGCAGUAAAUAUUUUCACCGUUCGACACACGCGUGCACUUCGUAUCCGCGCCAUAUUGUAACUACCGCAAGCUAUCGAUAAUUAUCGAUUUUUACUGCGAAAUCGCAAAACAGCAUUGUGGGCAAGCAUCUGUCAUCGAGCAACGUACGUCCUCGUUUCGAAGUGGAAGAAAUGAUCGAAAAACUUUGUAAAUAUCGAGAAGAUUAUACGAGCAGAAAUGUUGAAGAAGCGAGUGUUUUUGUGUGCUGUUUGUGAGUUAGUGACAAUAAAAUCGUUUGGUUUUGUGGUUGGAAAUGGAGAAACGAUGGCUACGCGGAAACCGUGUUUGUCCCUUUAAUGGCGUCGAAUCGAGGAAAAGGAAAAAAAAGCAUUGCUACACAUUUAUCUGACACGGUUGCGAGAAGGUUAUACAUUUGCAUGUUGUGUGGAAAAAGCUUGCAGAAUUUAACACUGAAUAGUUUUCCAAUGAUGGAAGAUUGCAGUCUGAGCGGUGAGUGUUGAAAAUGAAAAG